UAGCAAAAACAGAAAGAAAUUCUGAUAGAAUAUCACGAAAACCCGUCCUACGAAAGUGUAUUUGCAGAAAACGAAAAAUGAUAUGGCGUACUUCAAGUAUAUAUUUGAAGAAGAGAGUUCUGCGAGCGGUGGUCAAUCAGGAGGUAGAAGAAACCUCCGCCCUACGAGCUGCUCUCAGAUGA
Molecule: messenger RNA, 182 nt
Organism: Funneliformis caledonium
Lineage: Eukaryota; Fungi; Glomeromycota; Glomeromycetes; Glomerales; Glomeraceae
Source: the annotation of a GenBank genome assembly